UGGCUCAGAAAGAUGGUUUUGCCUGGUGCCCUUGAGUUUCCAGAGGUGUUGCGCGAUGUUCUUGCAGGGGGCAUUUCAACAGCAACUGUUUCGGCUUUGCUAAAUCCCAUUGAUGUGGUCAAAACACGUCGGCAAGUGGGCAUCCCAGGCACAGCGCUCCAGGAGGCUGUGGCGGCUUGGAAAGAGCUUGGGGCAUGGAGAGGACUUUGGAGGCCUGGCUUGACUGCAUCAUUGGUGCGGGAAAUGCUUUACAGCGGAUGCACAAAGGGCUUGUAUCCAUUAGCAAGAGACAUGGUCUCUCCUAAAGAUGCAGAGCCGAGUCUAGGUCACCGUGCAGCUGCUGCAGCUUUGACUGGUCUAGGGGGUUCACUCUUUGCUAAUGGACCAGAUGUUGUCAAGGUCCGCCUUUUUGCAGAACCAGGUCGCUACGCAGGGUUUCUUUCUGCUGCAGCAGAAAUAUCAGCUAAAGAAGGCUUUGUCAGCGGUCUUCUGAUCCGCGGGGUGAGCGCUUCAGCCCCGCGAGGAGCUGCCAUCGCUAUUGGCGAGGUGACCACCUAUGACCACGCCAAGGCCACCCUGAGAAAGCAUUGGCCAGGCCGAAGCGAAGCAGGAACCAAAGAGCCAUUCUCAUUACAUGUGGCCAGCUCACUGAUCACAGGUGUUGUUGCUACUACUGUAGCAGCACCAUUUGACACGCUGAAGAGUCGUGUCAUGGUCGAUGACGGCUCGCGUUUUCCUCGAGGGUUUCCUGAUGCUCUUCGCUUCAUCCUUCAGAAGCAGGGUGUGUUGAGUCUCUUCCGUGGAUGGUGGCCUGCCUAUUGUCGACUUGGUCCGCAUGCGAUCCUAACAUUUCCGCUGCUGGAACAGGC
Molecule: messenger RNA, 869 nt
Organism: Durusdinium trenchii
Lineage: Eukaryota; Dinophyceae; Suessiales; Symbiodiniaceae
Source: the annotation of a GenBank genome assembly